AUGCUCUCAGUUAAACUGAUGAAGCCCAACCAGUGGCUACUCGUUUGCAAGCUUGGACAGCAGAAACUGGCCCACAUGUCACGGAGACUCAGGUUACAACAUCUCGGACCCAGGAAAGAUGAAAAUGAAAAUAUCACCCUGGUUUCAGGAUUCAUUCUUUUAGGAAUAGAGACAUCUCCAGCACUGCAGACUUUGCUCUUUGUAUUAUUUGCUAUAAUUUAUAUUUUGACAGUUGUUGGCAACUUCACUGUUCUUGUCAUAAUUUGUCUGGACUCCCGUCUUCAUACCCCCAUGUAUUUUUUUUUAGUCAAUCUUGCUUUAAUAGAAAUAUUAUAUACUACUGCUAUUACCCCAAACAACCUAAAGAAUAUCUUGAAUGAAGAUAAGACAAUCUCCUUUGUUGGCUGCUUUGUUCAGAUGUUUACGUUUGUGACUUUGGGUGGCUCUGAGUGUGUCCUACUUGGUGUUAUGGCUUAUGAUAGAUAUGUAGCCAUUUGUCAUCCUCUGCUUUAUAAUACAAUCAUGAACCAAUUUGUUUGUGUCCUUCUUACACUAACCAGUUGGACCAUUGGAUUUUUAGAUUCUGUGGUACAAACUACACUCACAGCAUUGUUACCGUUCUGUCAUAGCCAUCUCAUAAAGCAUUACUUCUGUGAGAUCCCACCACUUCUUAAGAUCUCCUGUAAAGAUACUCAUAUCAAUGAACUGGUUGUAUUUUUUCUUGGGGGCUGUGUGAUUGUAAGCUCUCUACUCUUAACUCUUAUAUCUUAUGUUUGUGUUAUUGCGGCUGUGCUACAGAUCCCUAGUCAGAAAGGAAAAAGAAAAGCCUUUUCUACAUGUUCCUCACAUCUCAUAGUUGUUAUCAUCUUCUUUGGAACAGUCGUCUUCACUUAUCUCCGGCCUGCUUCACACUCACUCUAUGGACAGGAUCAUGUCAUAUCUUUGGUAUACGGUGUUGUGACACCUCUUUUAAAUCCUAUCAUAUAUUGCUUAAGGAAUAAAGAUUUUCAGAAGGCAGUAGAAAAGGUUUUCUUUAUAACUAAACGUAAUUUGUAA
This is a messenger RNA of Pelobates fuscus (common spadefoot toad), 1056 nucleotides long. Its product is annotated as olfactory receptor 5AP2-like. Gene Ontology annotation, molecular function: G protein-coupled receptor activity; odorant binding; olfactory receptor activity. Gene Ontology annotation, cellular component: membrane. The record is from RefSeq and is a predicted model, not a curated record. The transcript has 2 exons. Bases 1 to 1056 code for a protein of 351 amino acids. Gene Ontology annotation, biological process: G protein-coupled receptor signaling pathway. NCBI's taxonomy places the organism in Eukaryota, Metazoa, Chordata, Amphibia, Anura, Pelobatidae.